Messenger RNA from Aspergillus mulundensis, 1992 nucleotides. Its product is annotated as guanine nucleotide-binding protein subunit alpha. Gene Ontology annotation, cellular component: heterotrimeric G-protein complex. Gene Ontology annotation, molecular function: GTPase activity; G-protein beta/gamma-subunit complex binding; guanyl nucleotide binding. Gene Ontology annotation, biological process: adenylate cyclase-modulating G protein-coupled receptor signaling pathway. The transcript is spliced from 3 exons. Bases 1 to 1992 code for a protein of 663 amino acids. Lineage: Eukaryota; Fungi; Ascomycota; Eurotiomycetes; Eurotiales; Aspergillaceae. The record is from RefSeq and is a predicted model, not a curated record.
AUGGAUCCAAUCUCAAUACUCGGCGCGGUGGGAUCGAUCCUGGGGAUUAUGGAUGUGGUGACCCGCAGCAUCAAGACGCUCAACGACUUCCAAGGCCGCUAUGCAACCGUCAGCUUCAGAACAAGGAUUGUGAUUGGGCAUCUGUCGACUCUCAACGCGGCCCUUGGCCAGAUCAAGGAGCUGCUUCCUCUGAUCGGUGCAAAUCAGCCAACUGGGGACGACCCACAGAUUUCAACCGAUGUCGCCAUAUCGCUUGGCUGCUGCGAAGAGAUUAUGCAGUUCAUAGAUCAGCGGUUGGCGCAGGUGCGAAUGCGGCAGGAUGAGCCCUCGAUGCUUGACAAGAUGGGGAUCCUGUGGAAUGAGAGUGAAACCGUCGAGUUUCAGGCGCUCUUGAACAAUCAGGUCAACGCGAUGACUCUGCUUCUGUCGGCGCUUCAGUGCAAAUCAUCACUAGAACAAAGGAACCUUCUUGUAACGGCUGAAACUCGGAUUGUCUUCAGUCGGGUCAAGGAUGAUGCCUCUUCUUUGCUCUGGCUGAGGGAUUCCGACUCGGAGAUGACCAAGAACAGUAUGCCCUCGGACAGGUUAAGCCUGGUUAGCGCUCGAUUCAGCUUUGAUUCGGACCUUUUUGAUUCUCGAGUCUAUAGGUCUGCAGCCAGGUCGACCAUGCGACAGGCUCUUUACGCAACUGCCUCAUCGCUCCCGAAUAGAGCGGAGAGCAUUCUCGAUGACAACGCAACGCAAUCAUCGCUGUCUGUGUUGAGCCACGAGGAGUCUAUGGCCUGGGGGCCGAUUGAGUACACCGUCGAGUACCGCCAGUCUAUCUCAAACGCCGAAACAUCCAGCCUCAAGUCAUUCAUGAUCCCCACAAGGCAGCGCCGGAAUACAAGCUCUGUUAAUACAAGUCGUUCCCAAAGGGGUAGCCAGUGGCUUUCCUCAAUAGUCCUGCGUCGCGUAUGGGGACAACCCUCUUUGGGCCCGGAUGCCGCUCCCAACAGCACUCUUAAGCAGAUGGAGUCUUCACCGAGAGUCAUCUUUCUCGGGGUCAGCCAAAGUGGCAAGUCGAGUGCACUCAAUGCUCUAAGCUUGCUGGUUGGACCUCCAACCAACGCUCACCUAUUCCAUCCGAGAACGGGCAUUUCAAUGUCAGUCAACGCCCAGCUCCACCGACUGUUGCAAACCGGCAAACGGGCCUCCUUGAACGAAGACGACAUGGGCCGAAAGUGGGCGUCUUUGUGUACACUUUCGGCUACUGUCACGGAAAGACUGGACACCAUUUAUGCGUACCCGGAUGAGCUGCAACAAGACAUCCUGGCGGGUGUUUGCCAGGAUAUAAGGCGCAUUCACGCGUGUGUAGCGAAGCAUCGUCUUUUGGAAGCAUCAAGUCAUCCGGACCUUGAGGACGGAGUGGAAUACUUCAUGAACGCAAUCGACCGUAUCACUGAAUCGGACUAUAAGCCAAGCUUUGAAGACACGAUGUGGCGCUAUACUAAGUCUACAGGAGGCAUCAUAGCACGCUAUAACCAUGGAGCUUCGCAGGUGCUCUUCUGUGAUGUCGGCGGCGCCCGCACGGAAAGGAAGAAAUGGCGCCACUAUCUCCCAGGCGCAUCGAAAUUCUUCUACUUUGUCGACACGGGCUCGUAUAACCAGCAGCUUGCGGAAGAGAAUGCGUGCGACCGUUUGGCGGAGGACCAGGUUCUUUUUACCUUAAUAUGUGAGAGCGAGCUACCCCGGCACGUUGAGAUUGUUCUGUUUCUGCAUAAACUGGAUAAACUUGAACGGAAGUUGAAAGCUGUCCCAUUCGAGAAUUUAUUUGAGGGGUUUGAGUUUACUGGAAAUCCUCAAUCCAGCCAGGACGUUGUGGGCUUCCUGCAUGACAUGUUUACACGAAUUGCUGAGCGUGCUGGCCGGAUCAUCUCGGUUCGAUUCACUACCUUGGCCCAACCAGAAGCCUUUGUGAGGACUAUCUUGUCUUGUGCACUGGCUGAGUGA